Molecule: messenger RNA, 505 nt
Organism: Haliotis rufescens (red abalone)
Lineage: Eukaryota; Metazoa; Mollusca; Gastropoda; Lepetellida; Haliotidae
Product: 60S acidic ribosomal protein P1-like
Exons: 4
Coding region: 137-466 (109 amino acids)
Biological process (GO): cytoplasmic translation; translational elongation
Cellular component (GO): cytosolic large ribosomal subunit; ribosome
Molecular function (GO): protein kinase activator activity; ribonucleoprotein complex binding; structural constituent of ribosome
Source: RefSeq, a predicted model, not a curated record
CACCACACGUCGGCAACUUCCUUUCCAGCGCCAUCACAUUGUGAAAGUGCACGGUUCUCUGUGAGCUAAGGCCAAUCCGGCGACUUGCACUCUUUACAAUAAGCAUCCGUUACAGAAAACACGACAAUAAUUUACAAUGGCUUCUAAAGACGAACUUGCCUGUGUUUAUGCCGCCCUCGUCCUCGCCGACGACCAAGUAGCGAUCACUUCAGAGAAGAUCACCACUAUCCUGAAGGCUGCAGGUGUUUCCGUUGAGCCAUACUGGCCAGGUCUAUUUUCCAAGGCCCUUGAUGGUGUCAAUGUGAAGGAACUGAUCACCAACAUCGGUAGCUCGGCUGGCUCUGCCCCAGCUGGAGGUGCUGCCCCUGCCGCCGCCGAUGCCCCUGCUGCUGCUGACAAGAAAGAAGCCAAGAAGGAAGAAUCCGAGUCUGAGGACGAAGACAUGGGCUUUGGUCUAUUCGACUAAUAACCCCAAGUGCUGUAAAUAAAGUCCAUGUCUUAACCA